GCGCGGAGGACGGCAAUGGAGGCAGCUGGGCUCGCCGAUGGCAGAGAUAAGAACGCACAGGAAAUGUGGAGGGAGCAAAUUGGAGAUGGAGAUGAAGGAGAUAACCAUAAGAAGACUCAGUGUACCGUGAAGGCGUUGCCUACGUGGAAAGAAGUGGUGGAGGCAUCGGUGGAUGGAGUGUUGGGUGGAUUUGGGCAAGUAAAUGAGGCAGAUAUUAAGGUAGUGAGGUUUUUCUCAAUACCUUUGCAUGAAAGAUUCGAGGGCGGUGGAAGAAAUCAGCAUCUUGUUGCUCUUGAUUGUGGUUCCGGCAUAGGGAGAAUAACCAAGAAUCUUCUCAUAAGAUAUUUUAAUGAGCAAAAUUGGGCGGUGCCUUUUAAAAAAUUCACGCAGGACAUGAGGAGGGUACUCGUUAAUUUUGAGCUUGCACAGCCUGCAACAAAUCUUCAAUCAUACCCUUCAACUCAACCAAUUCUGUUUGCUGGUCUUGAUUUCUUUUCCACGUCCGCUAACAAGCCCUCUACCACGAUUAGCCAUGUUUCACUGAGCUAUCACUUGUUUGCAGGAUUUGUUUUGGAUAAAGAAGACCGAAGCAUCACCAGAUCUGAUUUAUACUUCAAGGACCUAUUUCAUCAGUGUGGAUUGCACCUGUAUAAAAUAAAGGACCAGAAAGGACUCCCUGAGGAAUUGUUUGCUGUAAAGAUGUAUGCUUUAACAACUGAAGGGCCAAAGAAGGUACUUAAGACAAGAUCCAAGGCACAAGCCAACAGACCUGGGAUCAUCAAAUGAUUCGUUGCCUCUAACUUCUGGCAUUGUUGUAGGAGUACUCAAACUUUCUGCUGUAGGAUGUGAUUGUAUCUUCCUCCUAUGUAAUUUAUUAGUGUAUUACCUCAAAUUGUUUUUACUUUACAAGCUCCUUGUGGACAAAUUUUGUUCCUUUUCGUUUGACGCUGUAUAUUAAUCCCUGGUAUACCUUUGAGUUGAAUGACCAUAUAUUUGUCUACUGUUGAUGGGAAGAAUCCUUAUAAGUUGCAGUUAUAAAGUCAUUUGUUCAUGUUA
Theobroma umbraticum is the source of this 1056-nucleotide messenger RNA. NCBI's taxonomy places the organism in Eukaryota, Viridiplantae, Streptophyta, Magnoliopsida, Malvales, Malvaceae. The record is from RefSeq and is a predicted model, not a curated record.